UGGAGGACGCGUUACCCUGGUGACCAACUUCUUUGCGGCCCAGACUUGAUCAGGACCUAGAGCGGGAAAGGUGUGCGUGAAGAGGAGAAACGAAGACGGUUUGCUGCUCCAGCCCCCGGCCCCCUGGGAUGGGUGGCCAUGGACCUGUACCUCAGCAACUGCCGUAAGGCUGCCCAAGCCGCCGCCACUAAGGCGGCCGCCAGCAGCCUAACGGCCGACAGGGAGCAGUGCGACACCAGCUCGCAAAAAACACCCAUUCCGGAGGUCGGAGCAGCUCAUCUAUUAGAUCUUCCUCUUGGAGUCAAGCUGCCUGCUAUCCCAGGAAGCAAUAAUGUAUUCUAUACUACAAAUAUAAGUGAAAAACUUUAUCAACCUUCUUAUGAUUUUAACCUGACUGAUCCUUAUUGUCGACUUUUGGAAACCAGCUAUAAAAGUCUGCACGAUCCACAUUUAAAAGCAUACUACAAGCGAAAAGAUACCCUGAGGAGAUUAAAGAAAGGCGGCUACAUCACCAGCAAUAAUAAAGUUGUAUGUACCUUGAAGGAAUUGAAUAAAUACAGGCAGUAUCUUACCAGUUUAAAAUUAGACUUUGAAAGAAACUAUAUAAAAGAACAAACAAUGAUUAAAAAGCAAGUAAAUAAAUUGUAUGAAACCAAGAGAGCCUAUGACAAUUAUGAAAAUGGACAGUUCCAAAAAUGGCUGUUACAGGAAAGUACAAAAGUAACUCCAGACCAAGAGCUGUUAAUAAAGAACAGAUAUUUACAUAUGAUUAGUAGAGACUUAGACAAGGUUGAGCACACCGCAGACAAGCAGAGCUCACUCCAGAUGAAGAAAGAAGACAGACAACAUCGGGACCACAUUAGAAGAAAACUUAAUCUCCGUAGACAAAUUGAGGAGGAAUGGAAGACAAAAGAAAUGUUACUUCUGACAAAGAUUGAAGAAGAAGUAAAAAGAGAAGCAAGAGUUGAGGAACAACGUCGAAAAACCAGAGAAGAAAGUUACCAGAAGAAACGAGCACUUCUAGAGAAAAAAAUCGCUUAUCAUUUACAAAAAAUGCAAAAGAAUGACCUUAAGAGAGAAAAACUGGAGGCAAGUACAAUCGAAAACAAAGGACAAGAUGAAACAGAAGGAUCAUUUCACCAGUCUCAUGGUUUUGUAAAGAUUCUUGCCAAAAAAUUACCAACUUCAUUACCUCCUCAACAUGACAUACAGAGUAACACAAGAGAACAAAAGAAAAAUAAAGAAAUGACUAAAACAUCACACCCUUUAAAUGAUGGAGGAAUUAAAAGUACCUCACCUCCAGCUCCAGGUGUCUCUGAUAAAACGGCACACGUCCCCAGACACACUCCACAGGAUAUUCUGCAACAAGGGGCAAGUAACGUUUCUUUUGUGCCAGAUACAGAUAGAACAGAUGAACAUAUAAAGGUGACAUAUGCUGAUUCAAAUGGAAAAAAGGCCAGGAAAUCAAAUUUAAACUAUGAGCCAGUAUAUCCCUGCUCGCCUCCUUUCCAGGUAACUUCUGAAGAACUGAGCAGUAUAAUUCAUAAUAUAAUGACCUGGGUUGUGGCUGCAGUGACCAGUGUAUUAUACCCAGCCAUCAGAAAAUAUGAAGGAAGGUUGCAAAAUAUUAUAUACCCAAUGCCUGAUGACUCCACCCUCUCUUCAUAUAGUGCUAGUUGCUGUAGCAUGUGCAGUGAAACGUUUCUGUAUAAAACAAGUAAGACGUUUCAGGCAAAGCCCUGUGCAAAGGCAGCUGACAGGGCAAUAGAGCAACUGGCAGCACCUUUAAAACCAUCUCCUGCCCAUAAAGAAACAAUAGUUGUGGGAAAAACAUAUCACAGGGAAGAACAACCUAAAACCUCUGAACCUAAAUAUAAUGAGACCUUUGAAUCCUCCAAGCUUAAAAUCUGUAAAUCCAAUAGUCACCUCGCACCGAUUAAAACAGACACAAAGAAAUCUAAAGAUGCUAUCACUGAAACAGAUGGCUUAAAACGCCCACUGUCUUCUGAUGAAAAAGCAAAAGCCAUAAAUCAGAUGCAGGAGUUAAAGAAUGUUUUUGUUAACUGUAAAAAUCACCUGAAAGAGGAAACUGAGUUGAUUUUAGAAAACGUUUUUCAUGAAAUGGUGUCUGAAUUUACCCAGACCGUCCCCAUCCUUUCGUCUGUUACGGCCAAAGCCUUGGUUGGCCAAAUUGACACUGACAAAGGAGUCAUCUCCGAUGUUGAUAUCUCCUCAGCAGCUGCUGAAAUUAUGGAAAAUGUGCUUGAGAAGCUACAGGCUGCAGUUGAGACAAAAUGUACUGAGGUAUUUUCACAAGAAAAGUUGUCAGUUCACUUUAAAUCGGACUUAACAGCUAGUGGAGAACAUUUCAUUUCUCCAAAAGAAAGAACUUCAAAAGCUUCACUGCCUUACACUUUGGAGAACAUGAAUGAUAUUGCGGAGGAUAUGGUUCAUGUGAUUUUAGAAAAGCUGGCGGCUCUUGCAUCUUCUAAGCAAAAUGAACUAGCUCAUCUUGAAAUCACAGCUGAACCUGCUUAUCAGCAACACAGGAAAGAUCCAACAUAUACAUUCUUUCAAAGAGCCAGCAAAAGGAAAUCCAGUGCUGAACCUGAUGCAGCCCAUUUGAUUGGCGAAGAAGAAAUACAAAAUUUAGUAUAAAAUAUUUUUUCCCAGUCCUCUCUGGUUGGUUAUAUAGAGGAAGCAAUCAGCACCAUACUAGGUUAUAUACAAAUUGGACUUAAUAAUGAAAGGCUUAUUGCAACUGAAGAAACAGUGAUCAUCCUUCAGCUACUUGAUGAUAUCUUGGCUCAGCUACAUCAGAAACCAAAGAAAACAAACGUCCUAAAGAGUAGACACCCCAGACUGAGCAGUCCUUCUGGCACUGAAGAAGAGAACAUAUUUGCCAGCCCUAGAGUAGCUAAUGGUCCUCGAUAUGGAUGCCUGUUUCCACCUAUUAAUGUUCCUGGCAUGGUCCUUUAUUCUGAAGAUGAAAAUGAAGAAAUAGACAAAAUUCUGGAAAAUGUACUGAGUUCAUCUAUCAAAGAUGAAAAAGCAAAAUUGCAAGAACAAGUUCCUGAUCACUGGUUAACAAGAGAAAAUGCUGGUUUAAAGUACAAAAGAUAUAUGAACUUACCUAUGAAGCCUGCUUAUCGAGGCAAAGUAGCGUUUCACGAUUGGGGAUUAAAGACUGACCUUCCAACUUUUAAUAAUAAGGACCUUUUUAAGGACAAGCCAUGUUUGAAUAAAGACAUUUUGCUUUUCAGCCAAGAUGAAAAGCAUCAAAUAGAAAAAGCCUCAGAAAAUAUAAUUACAAGUAUUUUAGCACAGAUGCUCAAAGACAUAUCUUCUGGGCCCUCUGGUCACUUAGAUUAUAAAAAUGGUAAAGAAGCUUUACUUCUUACCUCAGGAAAAGCACAAGAUCUGUCACAUCAAGAAUGGAUGGACCAGAUGUUCUCUGUGUCAGAAAUCCAUACAGUAGCUCAAGAAAUUGUAGAUGCUGUAUUAAAAAUACUUCACAUAGCUUCUAGUCACAUUAUUGGAUAUUCAUCAGUACAUCAGACUUCUCUAGAUGAUGCUGAUGUACCAAAUAAAGAGCCAUUAGAAAUAUGGUUUGAAAGUAAAAGGGAGAUGAAAUUUUUAUCUGGACUUGGCAUAGACCCUACAAAACAUCCCUGGUUAGAACCUAGAGAAAGUGAAUCAACAUCUGAACCUGUAGUUCUCAUUAAAGAUAAGAUCAUUUAUACAAUUUUUAAGAAGCGACUCAAAAUUUGCCCAAAAUUGCAAAACCGCCUCAAACCAGAAAUCCAUGCUAAAUCUUUGUUUCAAUCUCACCUUAGUGCUUACACAACUAAAGUGGUAAAAAUUGUUCUGGAUACUAUCCAGAAAGAACUGAGACAUAAGAAGAAGAAUCUAAAUCUUAGGAAGAGUGACCUUCCCAAGAACUUUAUUGAAACAGGAUAUUUUGCUGACACCAAAAAGGAAUUAGAUUCUGUUGUCACAAAGCUAAAUAAUGACAUUUUGACAAGUCCAUUAGCAACUUGUAUUUGUGAAGUAUUAAGUGGAAAUACAGAUAAAAACAGUGUUCUACUCUCUUCAGAUAAGCUAAGGUCUAAAAUCUCACAUGGAACUGCUGACAUUGAUCAACAAAAACUUUUGUCUUCUCAUUGUCCUCCCAUGCAAGAGGAAGUUCACAAACGUACCAGAUUGCAGGUGUUAGAUAGAAUUGGAGAUAUCUUAUAUGACAUGUUAUGCGAGCUCAUAGGAGACCAUCCAAAUUCUCCCCUAUCUGAUGAGCAAAACAGAGAGUGGAUCAAUGAGAAUUUGAGAACAACCACUGCAUUGCAGUCUAAUAUUCAGCUCAUUUCUCAUACAAUUCUAGAAGAUAUCAUUACAAAAUUAUGUAGUGUUGAGAUGGAUCAUAUUUUCACAAAUCCAGAAUUUAAAGCUAUCUCAGAGUAUAUUGACACUGACAGCCCAUCAUUUGCUUUGCUUGUUGAGGAAAUGAACAGAUGCUCUGACAUAAUCUCCAGCAUGGUGUCCAGUGUGAUCCAGCCUGGUAGUCAAGAGGUGACUAACAACACAGGAAAAACUACUGCUCCCAAAAUAGGGACCACAAAAGAAAAGCAUCCAAAUAAACUGAAAGUCAGAGCUUCAGAUAUCUUUGAAAUGGUUUUUGCUAAAUUAGAGGGGUUUGCCAAUAGAAAUUUAGGAACUCUGGGCAAUCUAAUGAAUGGAAAUAAAAAAAGCAACAAGACAUACUGGGAAAGUGAAAGUACCAACAUUUGUGCUAACACACAUAAAAAACGAUUGCAGUCUGCUUUAUAUGUGCAUGCAAAGCAAGUAUCAAGUACCAUUUUGAAGGCUAUUCAAACUGAAUUAAAUGUGAGCUUGCCAGAUUUGGAAACAUGUAUAAGCAAGCCACCACGAGAGAAACAAAUUCUUAAGAAUCUAAUCAAUUUAAUUUUAGAUGCACUGCCUACAGAUAUGUUUAAUGAAACUGAACCAGAAGAGAGAGGCAUUGAACAUUACCGAUACAGGCCAAUCUAUGGAAAUUUUCUUCCUGGAGGAGCUGACCCAGAGUCAUAUGGAGAAGAUCCUGCAGAUACAGAGAAUGAAAGUGCUGGAGAGGAAAGACCACUAGAAGAAGAAACUAAAUCAGAUUCUUUUAAGCAACAGGAACUAGAAAGGACAUUAAAAAAAUUUGAAGAAGAACUCAAAGAGCCACAAAAGUCCCCAGUUGUGCCCAUUAUAAGAAAUAUUUUGAAUGAAAUUUUUCAGAAUGAUUUAGUUGAUCAAUUAAAUGUGCUUCCUCUCCCCCAGUCCCAUUUAUAUGACAUUCCUCAUGCUGGUAAUGAGCCAGCUACUCAAACAUCUGUUCAGUCCCUGGAUAAAACAAUGGAUCCUUUAGUGUCUGAAGCAGAUGUAACUGUUGUUGCAGAUAAUGUUGUUAGAACCAUAUUUCAAAAAGUUUAUUCUGCUGUCAUGACAGACAGAAAUGCAAAUGAAAAUAGAUAUAAGACUAUCACCUUUCCAGCAAAUAUCUCUUUUCCUGAACACGCCAGUGGAGGAAAGUCUUCUGUUUAUUCUACCAUACUGGACAGAAAUCCAUGUACAUUUCAGUCCACAUUCAGUAUUAGUAAACUGACCAAAAUAAAUGUUGUUGAAGAUAUUGUACAGUCAGUAUUAACAAGUUUAGAAACAUUUGCUACUUCCAAAGUAAAAGCUCUCUUUUGUCCUCAUAUCAAUUUCACAGUUCCAAUGGCUUUACCUUUACAGCGGGAUGAGACUGCUUUAAGCCAACCAUGGUUAUCUACCAAAGAUUCAUAUUCUGAUGAUCAAUUUUCCUGUUGCUCGGUAGAUCAUAAUAAGUCAGGGAAGACCACCUCAAUAUGUCAAAUGACUGCCUCUAAAUUAAAUAUAUAUGCAACAGAAGUGGCUAGACAAAUUUUACAAGGAAUCAAACAUAAGUUAGAUAAAGAAAUAAAAAGUCCAUUCUUAACUCAUAAUGUUGUGGUUUCUGAAAGUAUUCCAAGUCAUAUUGUUAACACAGUGUUAGAUAUUGUGUCUACUAAAGAAUAUGAAAAAAACAUAUUUGACAGAGAGAUUGAUGCAGGUUGGCCAGAAGAUAUUGUUGAAAAGCUGUUCAAUAAUAGUGAUUAUCGAAAAAAACUUCAAUUUCAAAUACUAGAUACCACUGAGGGUAUCUUAAGUGACAUCUGUGAGAAAACACUAGAUGAGAAUAAUCUCCCACUUGUUGCGUCCACUCUUAAAUGUAAUGAAAUUGGAAAACAUUUAGAAGCAAACUCUGAAACGGACCCAGAGUGUGCAAAUAAGGCUAUUCCCAUGCUUUUAGUUUCUAAAUCAUGCGUUGCUGUGAUGUCCAAUGAUAUGGUAAAUAUUGUUCUUCAAAGUCUCACUUAUGCUGUCAUGCUUGGCAUAAAUGCAAAGGAUUCUAUUUCUCCAAGAUGAUCACCCCUGGCAUUUUCUGAUGAAUUUCCCAAAGCAGAGCGUCAACAAUCUCCUGUUAAGAACUCAGUGAAUGAAAGGAAAAGGGCGAGAUUUCUAUUUGCAAGAAAAGGAAGAGAUGUACAGCUGAAAUCAGCUUAUUCUGAUGAUAAUCAGAUGACUGUAUUUGAGAAACAAGACGCCAAGAAAUCUGCUCCUGACCCAUGUGAGGAAAAUGCUCACUUCAUUACUAAAACUAUUUUGAAUAGAUUAAAAUCUUUUGCCACAGAAAGAAUAGUUUUGCUACUUACUCUUGAUACUCAGACUAGAGAAAAACCAUAUGUUGGCCCAGAAUUUACAAAUUGUAAACAAGAUGAUGGCAUAUUUCUUGAAUCAAACCAAAUGCCAUCACAUAUGAGUAUCCUGAAAAUAUCGACAGCUGAAACCAUUCUCAGUCAAGAGGUCACGGAUUACACAUUAGCUAAUCACAGGGAAAAACAUAGACCUGCAAUUCAUAUAUCAGAAGCUAGCCUUAAGGAAUAUGCUGACAUAAUCGCCAGUACCAUUUUGAUGCUUAUAAAAAAUGACGUAGACCUCGAAAUGCAAAAGAUGUAUUCAUAUCCAAACAAUACUUCAUCCCAAGAAAACAUCAUUGCGAGUGAAACUGUCAACAACAUCUUAAAGAGUUUACACGAUAAAAUAUCUUUAAAGGCAAGUAGUUUUUACUCAAAGCAGAACUCUAGCCUUUUUAUACAACCAGCUGUACAAAAUGAAAUAUUGCUGGGUCAAAGAAAGAUGGAAGACAACACUGAACUGUCUCUCUUUUCAAAAUACCCAGAUCAAAACCAAAUUAUAUCAGAAGCAGAAUACCUGAGAAGGGUUUUGGAAGAAAUAUUUAGGAUUGGAGAACCUAAAAGAAAAAAAACAACUGCUUUGUUAAGUGCAGUUAAGGAAAUUUUAAAGAAGAUGUAUCAAAGGGUAAUGGAAGACAUAGACCGUUGGCCUCCAUUUAAUGAACUCCCCUACUUUACAUCUGAUUCUAAAAUUAAAACAGCAGGAGCAGCACGAAAAAAAGGCUUGCAGUCACAUAUAAGCAGUGUUGCAAAUGAUAUAGUUGAAAGUGUUUUCAGAAAAAUGUUCUCAAUAGUUAUGACAUCCUUAUAUGAAAACAGUGAGAACAGGGGAGAAUCGGAAGCAUCUGGCAGUGAUGAAUUACUGAUGAAUCCAUCGUGCUUUAGGAGACUGAAACAAACAGAAAAAAGUAUUCCCCCUGAACAUGUGAUACCUCAAGUUUAUCCUUACACAGGCAUUAGAAGUGUCACUUCAUUGGAAAACAUCCUAUUGAAAUUUUCUCCAUUGCAAGUGGGCGAAGAAUUGGUCCAAACAGUUCUCGAAAAGAUCACAAAUUUUGCUUUACUGAAUCUAGAAGAGAGUUUGCCCCCUAAAGGUCAGUCUGAUGAAAUCCGAUCUCUGAGUGCAAGUAGUUCUAAAGCUAGUCCCAAGGGCAGCCCUAAGGCAAGUUUUAGAACAAAUUUUAUAACAAAAUCAAAAAUUACCUCUUUGCCUAAAUUUAAAACAAAACCACAGCUAGGACCUAGUGAUACUAAAGCCAAAAGCAAGAUUGAGUUCGGUCCUGGAGAGAAGACUCUAAAAGGCAGCUGGUCCAAGACUGCCAUUGGGCUGCCACACCUGCGAUCAACAGGGGAUGCCAAAAACUCCUUAGUGAGACUAAAACUCCCCACAGUAGAACAAAAAAUGUAUGCCAAGGAUAUAGUAAGCAAUAUUCUGGAAACAAUUGUGAAUGAAUUUCAAAAGGUGAGGCAAAAUAAAGCAAUGGUAAAUGUAAAUGCUUCACCUUCUGAUCAAAUUGUGACAGCAAGUGAAAUAGUUAAUGCAGUUUUGCAAGGAUUAUAUGCUAAAAAGAACAACAAUUUGGCUGACCCAAUAAAAGGCUCAUACUCAGAUCUCAAACUUUCACAGAGGCAUUUUAGUACAAUCUCUCUUGCAAAUCCAGAAGCCCAUUUCUCUUUGGAGAAUGUUUCUCCACAGCUAAAGAAAAUCCCUAAAGAAGAUAUUUUUAAACAAAUGUUUGAUAAGUGGAAAACAGAAUCAAGUGACAUGGAAAAUGAAAAAUAUAAGCUAUUGAUGAUAGCUGAGACCGUCUUGAAUGAAAUUUCAAUGAAAGCAAAAGAAUUAGAACAAUCUGUUUCAUUUUUAAAUUUCUUACCUCUAGAGGCUUGUGAAAGCGGGUACCAUAAUUUUAAAAGAGCUGCUUCUAGAGCUGAGUGUUCUCAAGCACAAAUUAAUAUAUUUGGCCAGGAAAUUGUUGAAAAGCUAUUUGAAAAAUUAGAGUUGUGCUUCUUGACUCAGAUUUCGUAAGAUAGUAAAGAAAUGCUAGAAAGCAAGAAAGAAACUACUGCUAGAAGUAAAUGUGGUUCCUUAAGAACAAACAACCUCAACAGUGUACAAACUUAUAACACAAAAUUGAAAGACCAAAAAUUGGGGGGCACUAGCCACCAAAUUGCUCAAGAAAUCAUGGAAGGGGUUCUGAACACCUUUGAGUCAUUUGCAGACCUACAGUUUAAACAUGUCUUUACAUAUUCUUUUUCUGAAAUUGUGAAAAUACCUAUUGAAAACUUUUUUGGUGUCCAACAGUAAUCAUUAAUGAAAACGAUACUGCCCAAGUUACAACCUUUGAAUAAGUUUCCUGACGAAUCUACAUCAAGUAGUAUGAUUUCCCAGGAAAAUAUUCAGAAUACCCUUCGACAGCUUCACUCAUUCCAUUCAGAACUGUUUACAUAUAUUGCUAGUACUGUCAAUAACAUGCUUGGUAUAAUUAAGAACAAGCUAGACAGAGAAAAAUGCCAAGUGCAACCAUCUUUGAUUACAGUAUUUGAAGAAAAUGUUGUAGCAAGUUAGAUCAUCAGCACACUGAUGGACCAGUGUACUCAUUUCUACGAGUCAAUGAUCAAAAGCCAUGCAAAGGAGAAUCUGUUCCAAGGAACUGAAAAUGCCUGUACUGUUAAUCAGCCCGAAUUUGCAACCGGGAGGGGAAUGUCCACUUCAAAGUCAAAGGGAGUUAACUGCGAGGAUGAUCCUCCACAAAUCCCUGGCUUGCUAUUUUAUUCAGAAGAACAUAUGAAAAUAAAGGACAAGUCUUCCUCAAAUCUACCUUCGUGUGUCAGAUACUCUGCAGGAGAUAGAACUAAAACCAGAGAGCCAAUGGAAGGGCUCGAAUCAAAACUUAAACCAUCAUAUUCUAGAAGUGAAACUCAAUGCCUCAGCCACUUGGAUCAAGCUGUGAAAGGAAACAGCUCUACCCCAAAAAGCAGUGUCUCAAAACUAUCUCAGAAAUCCAGUGACUCUGUGCAAGCAGCACUAGGGCACCCCAUGUCCUUCAGACAAAUGGAAGAAGGUGAAAAUCAAGGAGUGCUUCACUAUGAGCCCUCCAAACCCGUUGUUAAGCCAAACCAAAUACAGACGACCGUUUCUCCACUCAAAAUAUGUUUAGCUGCAGAAAAUAUCGUCAAUACCAUGCUACUGAGUUAUGGCCUUCCAAGUCAAACCCCACACACUGAUGAAAGUAUAGAAACAAUGAGGCCAUUUUUUGUAUCAAAAGAAAGGCCUUCAUCUAUAAUGUCUGAAGAACAAAAGGAUAAGAAAAGCUUACUUAAAAUAUGGGAAAAAAGAAUCAGCUAUAAAACCAAAGAAAAAAAACAAAAACCUGUAGCAAGUGGAGAAGAUUUCACUUUAAUGGAAAAGUGGAAAAAUAAGUACCCAAAGUUAGAGAAAAUAGCAACUCUUGAGGAGGCUGAAGUCAUUGCUUUUGCACAUCAGGAACUGGGACAACAUGAAAUCUCUCUAGUAGCAAGAUACAUUACUACAUCUGUGGUCACACAUUUCAAGAACUUCGAAACCAGAGGUCCUCUUGAUGAAAAAGUAUCUAUUGUUUCCACACUGUUAAAGAACAAAUAUGAAUCAAAACAGCCUCUAAGAAGCAUAAAGGGUGAUUCUUCACUUAAAAAGUUUUGUGAGCAUCUCACUGAACUGGUUAUUUGCUAUAUAAUUUCAGGCAUUUCCGAUUUCACCAAAGAUGGUGGAAAAAAACAGAAAUCACUGGAAAACCAAGAUAUAACUUUUAGCAAGGUUAUUUUAGUUUAUUCCCAAGUGUUUGAGAGUCGGUCAAUUUCUAUCAGAGGACUUGCUUUAAGCAUUUCUGAAAUCAUUAUUCGAAUCCUUUGUAAUAGUGACAUUUUAAAGGCAGACAUUACGCAACAAACGGUUUCUGUGAUAAAAUAUAUUUACUGCCCAAGAAUAGCUGUGGCUGACUUUGACGAUCUCUUUCAAGAUCUAUUAAUAAGAGUGAUCCAUGUUCUGUCCAAAGAAAUAGGAACAAAUCAUCAUCCUGACAGCAAAGGAAGAAACAAAUCACUUUCCAUGCUUAAAAACCAUAGUUGGCCCAUUGGCAACAAAACCGAAACAAUGAAAAGACAGACAGGCCCUAGAGGUUGGAAAUCAGCUCCUACUCACCGAAUUAAUCAACUAGUACAGAAAAAUAAACUAAAUUCUCUGGCAUGUAAGUUACAUACUCUGGUUGGUAGCCUAAAAACUCAUGAAUCCAAAGAAGUAGUCAAUAAAAUUUUCAAUAUUGUUUUUGAUUUGUUUUUGCCAGAUGAAUGCCAAAAUUGGGAUAUGGAUUCUGAUAAAAGAGAAAGAAAAAUGUUCCUAUCUUCAAAUAUCCAGCAAAGUCAUAGAAUACCUAGAAAUAACCUAGGGCUCUCCCCAAAAUCAGUUUUUCCUUUCAAUGUUGUGUGUGAGAAACUUAGAAUACUUUUGGAAGAAUGCACAACCAACAAACUCCUUACAAAUGGUACUCUUUCUGAUGAAAUAUCAGCAGAACAUCAACUGUUCAACAUACUUCAAAAUGUAGAGAAUUAUUGCAGGGGAAUAAUGGACAAUGCCUCACUAUUUGAAGGGUAUGACAUGUCAGACCUUUUUGAAAAUCUGGCAGAAAUAAAUCAAGAAUCUAUGCUUAGUAUUAUUUCCCAUAGCUUGGUAAAAUCCUUAAUGGAAAAACUGUCACAUGGUAUGCAGCGACCUCCCAGAAGUCCACCUUUUACAAACAAGCAUUUAAUGUACAGGACAAGAGAGAGAAUUCCUAGUUUCCCAAAAGUAAAAAGGCCAGAAUUAAAAGAGUCAAGACAGGGUAAAGUCUCUGUAAGAUUCAUGAAUUAUGACAGCAAGCCUUUGACAGGGCCAUUGAAUAAUCUUAGGGUGGUUCAUUCCCAAAGGCAAGCCCCAUUUGGUAAGCGAUUUUCAGGAAAAGUUACUUCUCUACCUCCUCUUCGAAGAGCGAGUGAAAAGGAACUGAAUGCAACAACCAUUCUUAACAUGCAACAUCCAGGAGGCAUGAGCACAGGAGUUUACUCUGCUAUGUUUCUGGAGGAAAUAAUUGCAGACAUUUUUCUCAAUCUCUCUACCUCAUUGCAGGGCAAAAAUGUAAACAUCACUGAAGCCCAGCUCAAUGAAAUAAAUAUAUUAGAUGUCAACUCUGUGGUAAAUGAGUUUAAUAAUGCUCGAGUCACUGUUUUACGGGAUGUUGAAGAAAGGAUAUGUUUUCCACCAAACUGUAAAGAAACUGUUAGUAAGAUCGUUGACUCCGUUUAUAAUGAUGUUUCAUGGGAAUAUACAUUAGUCACCUGUGGCAAUCACCUGGCACAGGCUACCACCUCAAUAGCAGAACAGAUAACUAAUGGCAUACUGAAAGAGAGUUUAGAAUUCCAACUCCCAUUGUGCUUUGUAGGAAAGCUCAUGCCUAAUUCAUAUUACCCUCUCAAAGCUGAAAAUAUACUACAGAAACUUCAAAACAACCUGAGAGAACUUAAUUACCAAGGUCAACAUUCAGCAAGCUAUACUACCGUGUUAUCACACUCAUUUUUAGAAGAUGUCAUCAGAAGGCUAUUAUCUCAGCUCAGUCCUCCACCUAGCAGGGCUUCAUGCUUGGGAAAGAAAUGUUUCAUGACUUCAGAUUUUAAUGAGAUAUCCACCUGUAUAAUAGAUAAGAUUUUGUUAGCCAUUUCAAAGUAUAAGAUUUGGCUCACUGAAUAUGAUUGCCAACAUCUAUAUACAGAAAAAAACCUUCAAAAUAUGGUGGAGUCUGUUUAUAAUAUUUUGCAGAUGUCUGACUCUCUUGUGUCAAUACAGAAAAGUAUAGUAAGCCAAAGCCCGAUUAUGGUUGAUCGAAUGGCCGGUCUCAUUAUUUAAGAGAUUAUUGAAAAUCAUCUUCAGCACUUUUUGUGUGCAGAGGGCUUACCUCAUUCAAUGACUCCAUUGGAUAAAAUAUGAAAUAUGGUUAAAGAGGUUCUCAGUGACGUCACAGAGUCACACAUACCCCAGGAGCCACCAUCAUUAGGUAUGGACUUUUAUCCUAAUGCAUUUGUAGAAGAAAUUGUUGUCAGACUAUUAUCAAAGAUCUUCAACCCAAGAUAUAACACUGAGUGUGAACUGGAUAAAAUUACCCGCAAAAUAAUAAACUCAAUAAAUAACCAUUUUAACAAAGCUAAAACUUGCAUUCUUCGUGAUGACCAAGAGCAGUCUUUCCCCACUGUAGAUACAGACACUGUGGAUGAACUCGUCAAUUCAGUUUAUGAGAAUGUUCUGAAACGACAUGGACUGGAGCCUGAGGUUGAUAGUAAAGAACUCAAAGACAGUGAUAUUUUUGCAGAAAAUAUUACCAAUUUAAUUGUAGCAGCUAUUUCUGAUUAUCUUUUUCAUCCACUAUUUUCUGGGGAUUUGUCGGCUUCUUCCUAUGCUACUUUAACAGCAGAGAACAUUAUUCAGAACAUCUUUAGUGGCAUCAAUGAAUCUACCAAGCCAAGCCAGCAUUUAUCUCCGUAUAACACCUUGCUGCCGUACACAUUUUUAGAAGACAUAAUCAAAGUACUAUUAUCUAGAAUCUUUCCUUCUGCAUCUAACAUGGUUCCAUACAGCAAAACUCCAAAAGAUAGAUCAGGAAUUAAUUGCAGUGAAAUCUCUCCAAAGCUAAUCAGUGACAUUAGGAUGAAAGUUUCCCAACAUGAAAUUCGAUUUUCAAAAGAUGAAGAAGAAACCAAAUCUAUUUAUUCAGAGGAUGACACUCAGCAUCUCGUUGAUUCUGUAUUCAGAAGCAUCUUGCCAAACUCUGGGUCUCAAGAAGCAGUUAAGCACGAUAUCAUAAGCAGUAACAAUGUUCUUAUUGAUAGAAUAGCAGGUUUUAUCAUUAAAAGUAUCUGUCAACAACAUCUCCAUCCAUUUGUGUGUGGAAACUCAUUACUUCCUCCAUCAUGUCCAUACUUUGAUGAUGCGAGAAGGCAACAUUUUUUUGCCAGUGUUUACUCCUCAGCAUUUUUGAAAGAUGUGAUCUCUGGGGUUUUAAGCAAAAUAUUCCACAGGGUGUUCGGUAUUGUGCAAACAAAAUCAAUAAGAGAUUUGGAAAAAGAACUGCUGGAAACAGCCGAAAAACUCGUAUAUUUGAUAACAGAAGAAUUCUCAAAAGCUCAGGUUAGCAUCCUAGAAAAUACCAUGGAACAACUGUGUUUGCCACCAGUAGAUAGAGACAUAGUGAUCAAAAUUAUUGGCACGGCAUAUAGCAAAGUUUUACAAGAAUAUGAAUUGGAAUCUGAUAAGGACUUUCUCAGUGACACAAAGACAUUGGCACAGAGGGUAACUAAAAUUAUCCUGGCUGAAGUUUUUGAUUUCCAAAUUCAUCCAGAUUUCAUCGCAAAGCUGCCUUUUAAAUCAUAUUCAAAACUCAAUACUGAUGUUUUGAUAAAGCGAGUUCAUUAUGCUAUUAGUAAAUCAAGACUCCGAAGACAGACUUGUACAAGAUAUACCACCAUAUUUCACACACAUUUGGAAAAAAUUGUCACUCAGGUUUUAUCUCAGAUAAGUCCAUUGAACUGCAGUGCAAAAGAUCCAGACCUUUUGCAAUCAGACUUCAGCAACACAGUUGUGAGACUGAUCGAUGAAAUCAUGUCAAUAAUUUCUAAACAUGCAAUAUGCAUUAUUAAACAUGGAAAUGAAAAACAAAAUGUGAUUUCAGGAAAAGACAGCCAGGCUAUGCUUGAUGCCAUUUAUACUGAUAUUUCUCAUUCAAAUCUAUACCAGUCUCUUACAAAAGGUAAAAAAGGCAUAAGUAAUAUACCUGUUACAAAAAUAGUGAGUUAUAUAAUAAAAGAAAUAUUUAACCAUCAUCUUGAGUUAUUUUUAUCUGGAGAUAACACUCUUCCUUCAGGUACAGUGGAUCAAACUUAACAGAGAGCAAUAGAGCCUAAACAAAGAGAAUUAUCUUUCAUUGUGAAUUCGGCUGUCUUUUUGGAGGAAGUAAUUUCUGAGCUUUUAUGCAAAAUCCUUUAUGUAUUCUCACAUAAUGUCUUGGCUGCCGAAAACCCAGGUAAAGCAAAAGCCAACAUUACUGACGUUGUUACAUUAGUAAAAUCAAUUGUGCUGGAGUUCACCACAUCACAGAUUUUAGUUUCAGAUCACUUGGAUGAAAAUCUGUAUUUUUCAGAGGGAUAUAAAGAAAUGGUUAAAAAAACUGUCAACCUAAUUUAUGAAAAAAUAUUAGAUGACUAUAAAUCUCUGAUUCAUAUUUAUAGAUCUAUACAAAGUGAUGCUGUCAGCUUUGGAAAAAUAAUAUAUUAUUUGCUGUUAGGAGAAAUUUUUUUUUUUUCUUAAAUUUAUGAUUAUCAGGUGGAGUCAUUAGUUUUGGGAUAAUUAGCAACGUCUUCCUAUUCUUCCCUCCAGGAUGAGAAGAUCAUCAGAAAUGUGCUCGACACCAUCAAUGAUGGUAGCCAUGUCUUGCCAUCAUGCAUCACUGUAUUGUCUCGUUCCCUUUUAGAAGAUAUGAUUUACAAGCUUCUUGCAUAUAUAUUCCCUUCCUCUGAGACUGAAACGGAACUAAAUGAGGAAGAGGUGCCACCAGAUUACGAGUUUGUAAAUGCAGCUUCAAAACUGACUGAGGAAAUUAUAACAGAAAUUUCUGAACAUGAGAUUAGACUUGCCACAGCAGAAGAACAUGUGGAAAAUAUGCAAUUAGGAGCAAUUGAGAACUUCACUGAUUCCAUAUGUAAUAAUAUUAUUAAAAAGUUUAAAUUCAAAGAUGAAGCACAGAAAGAUACAUGCAAAAAGGGAGGCUCGUUCCUCAGGAGAAUAGCUGGUUUCAUUAUAAAGGAAAUUGUGGACCACCAUCUGCAGCCAUUUUUACAUGAUGAAGAAUCAUCUCCCAGUGACUUACCCGAAAAUGCCCAUGUCAUUGAACUCUUGAAUCCUGGUAAAGAAAAAACACAGUCCUUCCCACAGUCUUCUGUGUAUUCUGCUACAUUUUUGGAAGAUGUCAUAAUUGACCUUGUUCACAAAUUUUAUACUCUCCCAAGUAUUGCUUAAAAUCAUAAGGACAAAGAGAUAUCAGAAAGAGACCUCAUGGGUACAGCUAUAAAAUUUGCCAAUGCCCUGAUAGGGGAAUUGAAAAGUGAAAUUAAAGUUCUAGCAAAUGUUGAAGAAAUGUUUUCAUUUCCACCAAUAGAUAAAGAGACAGUCAAUAAAGUAUCUGAUUCUGUGUAUGAUAAGGUCAUAGAAAUAUAUGGACCUAACAAUGUUCAGAAAGAUGAUAGAAGUAGCAUUGUUAUAGAGAUGAUUGCUGCUUUAGCCAAGAAGGCAGUCUCUGCUUUCAAGAUUCAACCACUUUUUUCGGGAGACUGGUCUUCCACCUUCUCAUUUCUAGCUGUGGAUAACAUCAUCCAAAGAGUUCAACACCAACCAUAUAAAACCUUUACAAAGAUAAACAGAAGCUUGAAGGGGAACCCUGUUUCUCCACCAGAACAAUUAUCUAUACUUACUCCUCUUACCUCAGGCCUGAAAGACAAAAUGGACACUUUGGAAAUAGGUAGAGGAGCACUUAAUGGAAAAGAGAAUUUCAAAAAGGAGGAGACUAUGUUAAAUAGGAGUGGUGACAGUGGGCAUCCUUGUCUGGUUCCUGUUCUUAAUGUUACUGCAAUAAAUAAAAAAUUAAAAAAAAACAAAAAGGAGGAGACAUCAAUGAAAACAGGCAGCAUCCAUGAGCCAAUCUGUGCCACUAUAACUGGCAUUACAAAGAGCAAAGUAACUGCCCUAGCAUCAGGGUUAGCUGAAGGUAUGGCAAAUAAAAAGAAAGGGGAUGAAAAGAAAAAGGAAAGUCUAAUUGGAAAAGGUAAUGAGAAGGUAUCAAAAGUUACGAGUGCAAAAAGUAAAGAUACUCAGGGGCCAGAUGUGCGUACAGGACUUAAAAAGAAUGAAAUCAAGAAAAAAGAUAGCUUGGCUAGAAAAGAUGAGAAAGGGCAAGGUGGUGUGGUAUAGCAAUGUCUCUCACCAGUUACCAAUGAUACAAAAAAGAAGAAGGUUGUCCUGGAACGAGAUUUAAAAAUAGAUUAUAAAAAGAAGAGUGACAAGAAAAGAGAAAAUUCAUUAGAAAAAGAGGAUAGAUCUUUUGAAUCACCACCUCUGAAAUCCAAGGUGAGAAGUAGAGAGAUCCAAGAGAAGACGAGAGAUUCGCCAGCUUACAGAGUUACAGAUGACAAACAGAUCUUGCAUCCUAAACAUGUCCAAAAUAUAGGAUUUAAAGAAAUAUCUUCUAUCCAAGGACCGGUUGAUGAUUCAAAACCCCCAAAUCCUCUAGGUGAUAAAGCAGCAUCUGUAACUCAAGCAGAUGGCAAGGGUUUUGCACAGCCUGCUUUAAUGAAUUCAGCUAAACAAAAUCCUCCUGCAAAAGAGGAAGAGAAUGAGAAAAGUAAAGAUAAAGAGAAUACAAGUCAACCUAGUAAAUCAGACAGUCCUCAGAACCCAUCAGACAAUAACCCCAGGAUUUUCCCUGCUAACUUUUUAGAAGAUGUUAUCUCUGAAAUAGUUAACAAAUUGAUUUUUUAUUCCUCACCAGGUAUGGAUGACACAUGUCAAAAUGUAAUCAAUAAUGGAAAUCAAUCUGAGCUCUAUGACACAGCUAUGAAACUGAUUGACUCCCUGUUAAAGGAGUUUUCAGAUGCUCAAAUUAAAGUAUUAAACCCAGAUCAAGUAAGGCAGCUCCUCCUAUCUGCAGAUAGAGUUUUAUCAGUUCAUAAAGUACCUCUCAGGCAAAAAGAACCAUCUGUGGAUCAAGAAGCUCAUGAGAAAAAAAUAAUUAUGGAUAAAAUACCACCCAUACAUAAAAUGGCACCUGCAACUAAAACACCUUCUUUAGAUGAGGCACCUUUUACGGAUAAAAUACCAUCAGUCAAUAAAACGUCAGUCAAUAAGAUUGUUCACUCUUCUAUAUGCAAUAUUUUGAAGGAUUAUAGAUCUCAAUACUCCAUUUGUAAGGACAUAAAUAGCAAUGGUGAAAAUUUAGCAAGAAGGCUAGCUAAUGCAGUGAUAGAUGAAAUUUUUCAGCAUCAGCUAAACUUGCUACUUUAUGAUGAGGUUCCAGCUUCAGUAAGUUUGCCUCUAGAAUCUAAAGAGAUUAUGAAAAAGGUCCAUAAGGUGGCCCAAACAGCCUGCAAAGAAUGUCAAACAUCAUCGCCAUAUACCAUAAUGCUGCCUUAUGAAUUUUUAGAAAGUAUAAUUUCUUCUCUUCUAUCAAAAAUUUUGUCAACAGUGGCCAACGCCAAAACAGAAAUAUCUGAGGAUAAUUUGUACCCAGAACUGGAUUUUCUUCAAAUCAAGUUAGUAAGUACAAUUAUGACAGAGAUCUCCAACGAUGAAGAUAUGAUUAUACAGUAUGUAGAAUCCUUACAUCCUAAUGAUUAUGAAAUUAUUCAAUUAGUAGUUCAGACUAUUUAUAAUAAUCUCUUGCCACAAUUUGGAUCUCAAGAGAGCAUACAAAAUUGUGUGCAAAGUGGUUGCAAAAUCCUUUCAGAAACCAUAGAAUUAGUUGUACAGGAAGUAGCUGGCAAUCAGUUGCAGAACUAUUUUUCUGGAGAGCUAACGCCACAUCAACGUACAGAAAUUGACAAUGUUGUUGAAAAUAUCCUUAAAGAUGUUAUCCAAACCACUGGAGUUCCGCAGCCUCAACCAUCAUGGGCUUACAAACUGCCUUUUAACAUAAUAGAAGAAAUUGCUGUAAAUUUUUUGUCAAAGCUUUUAUCUAUGUUUCCAAAAGCAGAUAAGGAACAAAACAAUUCUCUAAGUGCUGAAAUGCAAAAAAUAAUCUCAAAAAUCUUAAGUUCAUUCCAAGAAUAUAUCUUUAAAAGUCAGAUUAUAGUAGUACCACAGGCCAAAGAAUCACCCACUAUAUCUUUAGCAGACAGUGCAACUAUUGAAAGAGUAGUUACUUCUGUUUACAACAGUGUUUUAAAGUGCUCUGGCUGCCAUAGUUCAGUGUAUAAAGAUUUAAUGGGUAAGAGCAAUGUCCUCUCUGAUAUAAUAGGGUUUUUAAUGGUGAAGGAAAUUUCCAAUUCACAAUUUCAUCCUCAAGUAGAGGAAGAAGCAUCAAGUUCAGAGUUAGUUCUGGAAGCUGUCAAAAUUAUGGAAAAAGUGGUUAAGAUUAUUGAUGACCUUAAGUCGAAGAAAAAGCCUUCAUCCGAAAAAGAGGCUAUGUUAGACGCCAGGUUUUUAGAAGAAACACUGGCCUUAUUCUUGGCUAAACUAGUAAAGUUGCCAAGUGCCUCAAGCAAAGAUGCUAAAAACUUAUCAAAGCCUGAGUUAAAUAAAAUUGCAUCUCAAUUGACGAAAUCUGUGACAGCUGAAAUUUCCAGAAACAACAUUAGUGUUGUAGCUGCUAAUCUUGACAAAAACUGUUUAAGUCCAGAAAGCAUAGAAAUUAUUUCUCAGGUGGUUGAUUCAGUUUAUAAUCAUGUACUACAACAAUCUGGAACACACGAAGAACUUUAUCAUGACAUGAAAGGUACAAACAACGUCUUUCCUAAAGAGGUGGCUUCUUUAAUUAUCAGUAAAGUUUCAAAUUAUCCUUUAGAAACAAUUAGCCCAAAAGAUUCACGUGCUGGUCUCUUUGGCCAUCUGGACACUGGUCGAAUUGUUGAAAAGGCACAUGUGCAUGCUGUUAAAAUGGAACCUGAGCUAGAGCAAAAAGAGUUAGAUCAAGAUUUAAGUGAAGAGGAACUUCCAAUUAAAAUAAUUCCUCACAGUAGGAAACGACCAAUCAAUAUCGAUCCAGACAUUGUUGCAGAACACUUAGGAGUUAUUUCUAUAAAAACCCAACCUCUUGAGAAACUGCAGAUGGAGUGUUUAGCUAGAACUGGACAUAGCAUUGAAGCACUGAGAAGGAUGUCAAUAAGUGGGAGCAGUUACCCCACAGAUGCAUCUGAUGCAGGAAAGAGAAAGAGAGAAAAACGCAGCUCAUUGGAUAAGGCUGGAUAACUGAAUGUAAAGCCCUUCGAGAUUGCUAGUAGGAAUUCAUUUCAGAAUUUAAUAAAGCCCGACAUCACCAAAGUGGAGCUUUUAAAAGAUGUCCAAAGCACAAAAGAUCUUAUCAUUCGUUUGGUAGCUCAUAAUAUUGAUCGAGAAAAUUCAAAAAAUAAAGAAGAAGAGACUUUAACUUCUGAUGAAGAUGAAGUUGUUUUACAAGAGGUUGUAAAUGAAAAAUUUCCAGAAGGCCCAUUUGAAGAUCAAGUGAAAGAAGAUGUGAAGCCCACUGCAAGCACAGUGGCUUUUCCCAAGCCGCUGAUGAGUCAGAGCAAUCUGAAAAAAUUUUUGUCACUAGUAAAAUGUUGUCAUCCCAAAUCCAGUCUAACUACAACAAAUGUUGAAGCAUCACCAGCUCAAUGGACAGAAUCUGAGGAGACACAAAAAAGAAGAAUUGUUCCUAAGGUUGAUGUGACUACCUCAAAACCCUCGACUGACACAAACUCUUCCUUUUGGGAGAAAAAGACACCACUAAGUUUUACCACCCUCUAUCGACGCAAAAGUGCUCUGGGCAGCCUGUGUUCUUCAGAUGAUGGCAUUUCAGACGCUGAUAAGCCCAGUACUUCCAAACAGGGGUCUGAAAGGAUGAGGAGGGUAUCAUCAGCUGUAUCCAAAGUGUUUUUAAGAUCGAAUGCCAGUGCUCCCAAAACUUCCUCACCCUCACCCCCUCACCAGGACAAAAGCUGAGGCUACUAUACCUGGCAUCAAGAAGCGUGCUGAUCUUCCUCAAAAAAUAAAUGGUUUUUGAA
Messenger RNA from Diceros bicornis minor, 20600 nucleotides. Its product is annotated as fibrous sheath-interacting protein 2-like. Lineage: Eukaryota; Metazoa; Chordata; Mammalia; Perissodactyla; Rhinocerotidae. The record is from RefSeq and is a predicted model, not a curated record.